AUGGUGCUAACGCCACACCAGGCAAACGAACCCCAGAGUGAAACCACUCGCCCCCGAAAGACAAAGAAAACAAGAGCAAACAUUCUUCUUGCGUCCCUCAACAUGAGAGGAUGCGCAUCACCACAGUUAGGAAACAGCGAGAUCUCCAAAUGGGCAGCUGUCUCACAAGUAGUGAAAGAAAACAAGAUCGGUAUACUAUGCGUCCAAGAAAUGCACCUCACAGCCGAACAUGAGUCCCAAAUAGACAGCAUAUACUCCCGACGCAUCAAAAUCAUCAACUCCAGAGACCUGCACCGCCCAGGAAGCUCCGCAGGGAUCGCCUUCGUCCUAAACAGAGAGAUAGCCAAUACUGUAGACUUAGAGACCAUCGAAAUAAUACCAGGCAGAGCCAUGGUCCUGAAAACGAAAUGGCACAACCAGGAGAACCUGUUAAUACUAAACAUCUACGCCCCAAACAACCACGCGCAACACCCCAAAUUCUGGGGUAAAAUAUCACAAAUAUGGUAUGAGAAAAACUUACCAAGCCCAGAUUUCAUGAUGGGAGACUUCAAUAUAACAGAAGAUAUCCUAGACCGAGCCCCAGCACGACCAGACAACGACAAUGCCACUGAAGCUCUACGAGACCUACGGCACCAACUGAACGUCCAAGACACUUGGAGACUGAACAACCCAACGUCAAGACUCUUCACAUAUAAUAGCAAUACAAACUCACUAUCAAGGCUCGACCGCAUAUAUACGGCACCCUCACAUGAGCGCAACACACACAACUGGGAAUCAUGUACAUCAGCGAUCCCAUUGGACCAUCGAAUGGUCUCAGUAAGAUACGCACCUGUAAAUGCUCCUUAUAUCGGGAAAGGACGAUGGACUUGGCCCACCAGUUUACUGCACGACAAAAAACUUAUCAAAACAAUCAGUACCCUCGGCAAAUUAACACAACAAAAGAUCCUCUACCCCCAAUAUCCAAGGCACGAAACAGAAAACCCCCAAUACUUCUGGGAGUCGUUCAAGAACCAAAUAAGCCAAGAAGCGAGGAAAGCUGCGAAAGAGCACCUAAACAAAAUAAGAUCCCAUAUUGAACGACUUGAAAGCGACCUAGAAAAAACGUUAAAAAAGGACGACAUUGACACAAAUGAAGACACCAGGAGACACAAAGCCUGGAUCGAGUGCAAGAUAAACCACCUAGAAAAUAAAAAAUUCAGACACAAACAGUUAAAAUCUCAGGCGAAAUGGGCCGCAACAGGCGAAACAAUGAAACAACACAUGGAAGAACAGUGCGAGGAAACAAAAAAAGAAAUAAUGAAAGAAAUCCCACAAAAACAAAAACUAACAACGAUAACUCACCCCUUCACGGUCUCCUACGAGAACAUCACAUACAGGAAGCUCUAUACGCUUCGAAAGCGGGGAGCGCAGCAGGCAUAG
Suillus plorans is the source of this 1419-nucleotide messenger RNA. RefSeq names its product Endonuclease/exonuclease/phosphatase. Bases 1 to 1419 code for a protein of 472 amino acids. NCBI's taxonomy places the organism in Eukaryota, Fungi, Basidiomycota, Agaricomycetes, Boletales, Suillaceae. The record is from RefSeq and is a predicted model, not a curated record. Gene Ontology annotation, molecular function: double-stranded DNA 3'-5' DNA exonuclease activity; DNA-(apurinic or apyrimidinic site) endonuclease activity; phosphoric diester hydrolase activity. Gene Ontology annotation, biological process: base-excision repair. The transcript has 2 exons. Gene Ontology annotation, cellular component: nucleus.